AUGCCCUUUUUCAACAGUUUGUUGUACAACCUGGAAUUAUUGCUCGAAAUGACCAGCGCCCUGCUGAUCAUCGUUGGCUGCAAUCGCAAAAGCCACAUGUACGACAAGGUGCUGGGCCAAUUCGUAAGCCUCCAGCUAGGCUUCGACCGGCGGGAACUGAGCUGGGUUGCCGGUUGGUUUAACCGACUGUUGUUCAGCUCUGUGAUAAUUUUUUUCGUCGGUAUCACUGUUGAUUGGCUGUCCUGGCAGCAACCUUACAUGACCCUUUCGUCCCUGUGCUGCGUUCACAUACCGGUGCUGUUGACUGCGAUGGCGGUGUCUCAGUACUGGUUCGCCAUUACGUUCGUUCUUCAGAACUGUCGUAAAAUUAAUCGCCAAAUGAACGAGUUUUCAGACCGUACCAACGACGACGGCGACAAGCGACUGUAUGAGCUGGAAAGGCUGCGAAUGCAGCACAAGGAUCUACACGAGCUGAUGCUGUACAUCAACGAUGGAUUCGGAAAGCUUUUGCUCAGCACUUUUUUGGCCAUCGUGGUCGUUGUUAACGUGGAGCUGCUAGAACUAUAUCAGUAUUUCCGACGCGGUGUUUUGUCAGUUUCCGUUGGUUCGCAUAUACUGUACGCCCUUGUGUGGUUGUUACUCCACCUUGUGCUGCUGCUGCUGAUCGUAUAUCCGAACCACGCAAUGCACAAUGAGCGUAUGCGAACAGGACUACUUCUAUUCGAGCUGCCUGGGAUGGAUUCUGAGCGAGGAGAUCACGGCAUAAUGCACUUUUCCCAGCAAAUCCUACACCAACGGCAACCGUAUAAGGCUUGCGGAAUUAUUACAUUGAACCUAUCAAUCAUCAGCACGAUUGUUGGAGCGCUAAGCACGUGUUUAGUAAUUUUGAUACAAUUUGCAUCCAAUUGA
Molecule: messenger RNA, 909 nt
Organism: Anopheles cruzii
Lineage: Eukaryota; Metazoa; Arthropoda; Insecta; Diptera; Culicidae
Exons: 4
Coding region: 1-909 (302 amino acids)
Biological process (GO): sensory perception of taste
Cellular component (GO): dendrite; neuronal cell body; axon
Source: RefSeq, a predicted model, not a curated record